AUUCUAAUUCGAUUCUUUCUGAAAACAAAGAUUCUAAUUCGAUUCUUUCUGAAAACAAAGAUUCUAAUUCGACUCUUUCUGAAAACAAAGAUUCUAAUUCGACUCUUUCUGAAAACAAAGAUUCUAAUUCGAUUCUUUCUGAAAGCAAAGAUUGCAAAGAUUCUAAUUCGAUUCGUUCUGAAAGCGAAGAUUCUAAUUUGAUUCUUUCUGAAAACAAAGAUUCUAAUGCGAUUUCUUCUGAAAAUGAAAAAUUCGUAGAUAUUACUAUAAUUAAUAAGUCGGAAGAGUUAAAAGACGAAAAUGAAACAAAAUCAUCACAUUUAAUUUCAUUGAUCAAAAGUGUUCUGAAUGAUGAUCACGUCAAAAAUAUUGAAGAUAGUGUUGUUCCAGAAUCGAUUCGUACAGAAGAAUAA
Diversispora eburnea is the source of this 413-nucleotide messenger RNA. The record is from the annotation of a GenBank genome assembly. Lineage: Eukaryota; Fungi; Glomeromycota; Glomeromycetes; Diversisporales; Diversisporaceae.